Molecule: messenger RNA, 6345 nt
Organism: Monopterus albus (swamp eel)
Lineage: Eukaryota; Metazoa; Chordata; Actinopteri; Synbranchiformes; Synbranchidae
Gene: ino80
Product: INO80 complex ATPase subunit
Exons: 37
Coding region: 289-5004 (1571 amino acids)
Biological process (GO): chromatin remodeling; DNA repair; DNA-templated transcription
Cellular component (GO): nucleus; Ino80 complex
Molecular function (GO): DNA binding; ATP hydrolysis activity; histone binding
Source: RefSeq, a predicted model, not a curated record
AUCCUCGCCAUGGCGUCGUGUCUUUGCUCUCUCAGUAAGAGAAAGUGGCCGCCUCUCUGCUGUUGCUGCCGACUCAAACCUCACAGACUCGCUCGGCGCCUCAAACCGCCAUUUUGGAGUCAGAGAAGCGAGAGUCGGCAGCAGCUAGGAGAGAGACGAAAAGGGGGACACGGGGCCGAGGGUUUUUCUACUUUGUCUUGUUAUUAAUCUUGGAAUCAAGAUUAAUGAUGUUCCUUACUGAGGAGUAAAAGGUCCUGCCCUGCUGGGCAGAGGUAUCGUUGGUACUGCAUGGCAUCAGAGCAGGGUGGCCAGCUGGAGGUUGGGGCAUCAGGGAGCUCUGGCCUAGCCAGACCGCUUUACCUGCAGCGCUUAGAAAGAUCCCUGAGGUUGGACAGUUUCCUCCGCCAGACCGCUGCCAUCUUCAACAGAGACAUAACCAGUGAUGACAGCGAUGACAGCGAUGUUGCACUGGGGAUAGGGCUAUCCCUGGACCCCUCCACUCAACAUACAGCUCUGAUAGUGAAGAGUGAGUCAUGUGAGCAGGGGGAUGGGAUGCCAGAAUGCAAACCCCUCAAUGGAAUUCUGGUGCAAGGUAAAGACCAAAAGGCAGAUAAAACAAACUUCUACAAUUUCUCCAAGCUGAAGAAGAACAGGAAAUGGCUCAAGAGUAUCCUGUUAAGUGACGACACCACAGACUCAGACACAGACUCAGAUGACUCUGAUUUCAGUUUGUCGCGGGAGGACCUGCAUGACAUGCUGAGGCUACAUCGCUACACCAGGCAGCAUCAGAGCAAGUUCCAUUCUGACCAGGAGCUUCACCAAUAUCAGUACUACAGCACUGGACUCCUUUCUACUCAUGAUCCCUUCUAUGAGCAACAGCGCCACCUGCUGGGCCCCAAGAAGAAGAAAAUCAAAGAUGAGAAGAAGCUCAAGGCCAAACUGAAAAAAGUGAAGAAGAAGAAGAAACGUGGAGAGGGAGAGUUUCUGGAUGAGGGACGUCCUUAUGUCACCAAGAUCUUUGCAAAGUUUUCCCACGAUGCUCCAGUGCCCAUGGUGAAGAAGAAACAUCUAACUAUUGAGCAGCUGAAUGCGCGACGACGUAAGGUCUGGCUCACUAUUGCCAAAAAGGAGAUCCCCAAGUCUUUCAAGCAGAAGACCUCUGCUAAGAACCUAGUACUGACCAAUACUAAAAAGCUGGCUCAUCAGUGUAUGCGGGAGGUGCGGCGUGCUGCUAUCCAGGCCCAGAGGAACUGUAAGGAGACAUUACCUCGAGCUCGCCGCCUCACCAAGGAGAUGAUGCUGUAUUGGAAGAAAUACGACAAAGUGGAGAAGGAGCACAGGAAGAGGGCAGAGAAGGAGGCCCUGGAGCAACGUAAACUGGACGAAGAGAUGAGAGAAGCUAAGCGUCAGCAGCGCAAACUUAAUUUCCUCAUUACCCAGACGGAGCUGUACGCUCAUUUCAUGAGUGGUAAAGCCACUGCAGGGGGUCCAGGUGGAGAUACAGGUCAAGAGGAAAUCCUGAGAAAGCUCGAAGACACUGUGGCACAGAGACAGAUAGACAUUGGUGGAGGUGUAAUGGUCAACAUGGGACAGGAGGACUAUGACAGUGAAUACUACAAGUCCCAGGCCCUGAGGAAUGCCAAAGAGGCCUACCAGAUUCAUCAAGAGAGAACGCGAAUGUUCGAUGAGGAGGCGAAGGACAGUCGCAGUGCGUCUUUACAUGCCGCUGGCAGCUCAUCGUUGGGCGCCGGCUCCGGGUUUGGAGAGAGCUACAGCCUUUCCAACCCAUCCAUCCGUGCCGGUGAAGACAUCCCUCAGCCCACCAUCUUCAACGGCAAACUCAAGGGUUACCAACUUAAAGGCAUGAACUGGCUGGCCAACCUCUACGAGCAGGGAAUCAAUGGAAUUCUGGCAGAUGAGAUGGGGCUAGGGAAGACAGUCCAGAGUAUUGCCCUGUUGGCACACCUAGCAGAGAGAGACAAUAUCUGGGGUCCAUUCCUGAUCAUCUCUCCAGCAUCCACACUCAACAACUGGCAUCAGGAGUUCAGCCGCUUCGUGCCCAAAUUCAAGGUGUUGCCAUACUGGGGGAACCCUCAUGAUCGCAAGGUGAUUCGGAAAUUUUGGAGCCAGAAAACCCUUUACACACAAAAUGCGCCAUUCCACGUGGUGAUUACGAGCUAUCAGCUGGUGGUCCAGGAUGUUAAGUACUUCCAGAGGGUCAAGUGGCAGUACAUGGUUUUGGAUGAGGCACAGGCACUGAAAAGCAGCACCAGUGUCCGCUGGAAAAUCCUCCUGCAGUUCCAGUGUCGAAACAGACUGCUGCUCACCGGAACGCCCAUUCAGAACACAAUGGCUGAGCUCUGGGCCCUGCUGCACUUCAUCAUGCCUACACUGUUUGAUUCCCACGAAGAGUUUAAUGAGUGGUUCUCCAAGGAUAUCGAAAGCCAUGCUGAAAACAAAUCUGCCAUCGAUGAGAACCAACUUUCCAGACUGCACAUGAUCCUUAAGCCUUUCAUGCUGCGCAGGAUCAAGAAGGAUGUGGAAAACGAGCUCUCAGAUAAGAUUGAGAUCUUGACUUACUGUCAGCUGACAUCCCGACAGAGGCUGCUCUACCAGGCUCUGAGGAACAAGAUCUCUAUCGAGGACCUGCUGCAGUCCUCCAUGGGCACUGCCCAGCAGGCUCAUAGCACCACCUCCUCCCUCAUGAACCUGGUCAUGCAGUUCAGGAAGGUGUGUAACCACCCCGACUUGUUUGAGCGCCAGGAAACACGCUCUCCUUUCCACAUGUCCCUCAAGCCCUACGCCAUGUCUAAGUUCCUCUAUCAUAAUGGCCUCAUCCACACACACAACCAGGCCAGGAACAAACUGCUUCAAGUGUUGUUGUCUCCCUUCUCUCCAAAUUACAUCCAGCAGUCUCUUUUUCACAGAAAAGGUGAUGACAAAGGAAGCUGUUUCUCCUUCCUGCGCUUCAUCGACGUGUCACCAGCUGAGAUGUCCAAUCUCAUGCUGCAAGGCACCUUAGUGAGAUGGUUAGCCCUUUUUCUAUCCCUGAAAGCUGUGUACCGGCUCUACUAUCAACGCCUGUUUGACCUUGAAGAAGAUGGCAAAGCCACAGAUGGGGAGGGAGGCAGAGGGAGGUUACAGCCCAGGAGUAAGUGUUUGUCUCGCAAAGACCUGAUUCUGUGGCUGAACAGGCCCACCAGCUUCCCCAGCAUGCACACAAGCCCUGUGCUACAGAGCCUGGUGUUUACAGCCUUCAGACCCGGCAUGGUGGGACACACAGAUGUGAAGAUCCACAGCAGAAAUUCUCCCACCUCCACGCUGCGGCCCUGCCAGCCCACUCUGCCACCCAAAUUCCUGCAAGCUGCUAUGCCCAGGGUGACGGCAGUUCCCAUGGAGCGUUAUUGUGACGACCGCAGUGCUGAGUAUGAAUGGUGGGUGACGCGCAGUGGAGGUGGCACAAUCUUCAAACAAUGUUUCCUCUACGGUUCCCCUGAACUUGCCUCAGACUGGCGUGCGAGGGCCAUUGCCUUCCACCCACAAUGCCCUGGGGGUAUGAUGGCCGUCUAUCCUCGCCAUGGAUGGUCUUUCAUUCGGAUACCUGAUAAGGAGAGCCUAAUCAUGGAAAGUGGCAAGCUCCACACCUUGGAUGUCCUGUUGAGUCGGCUGAAGGCGCAGGGACACCGAGUCCUCAUCUACUCUCAGAUGACACGCAUGAUAGAUCUGCUGGAGGAGUACAUGGUUUAUCGUAAGCACACCUACAUGCGCCUGGAUGGAUCCUCCAAGAUUUCUGAACGCAGAGACAUGGUGGCUGACUUCCAGAGCCGGACGGAUAUCUUUGUGUUUCUGCUGAGUACACGGGCCGGAGGACUUGGUAUUAACCUGACCGCUGCUGACACCGUCAUCUUCUAUGACAGUGACUGGAACCCUACAGUGGACCAACAGGCCAUGGACAGAGCUCACAGGCUGGGUCAGACAAAGCAGGUCACCGUCUAUCGCCUCAUCUGUCAGGGUACCAUCGAGGAGAGAAUCCUGCAGCGGGCCAAGGAAAAGAGCGAGAUCCAAAGGGUGGUGAUCUCUGGAGGCAAUUUCAAGCCAGACACGCUCAAACCCAAAGAGGUGGUCAGCCUGCUAUUGGACGAUGACGAGCUGGAGAAGAAAUUGCGUCAGAGACAGGAGGAGAAGAGGCAGCAAGAGGAGAGCAGUAAGGUGAAGGAGCGCAAGAGAAAGAGGGAGAAGUACGCUGAGAAGAAGAAGAACGAGGAGUCAGAGACCAAGAGGAAAAAGGAGGUGAACCUGGUCAUCUCCCAUGCACCUUCAGCUGACAACUCUAACCUGUCUGCAGAUGGAGACGACUCCUUCAUCAGCGUCGAGAUGGACUCAGCCAUGCCCAGCCCCUUCAGUGAGAUCUCCCUGAGCAGCGAGCUCCAGCCUGGCUCGUUGCCACCAGAUGCCGAUGCGGAUGAGAGCAGUAGCGACAUGCUGGUCAUUGUGGACGAUCCAGUGUCUUCUGCGCCGCAGUCUCGUGCCACUAACUCCCCUGCCUCUGUGUCUGGAUCAGUCUCUGAUAACAUGAAUGGUGUUUCAGCCUCAGACACGACCAGCCCUGGCAGAGGCAGGUCUGGGCGGAGUCGAGGACGACCUAAAGGAUCCGGAGGUGGGGCAAAGUCAGGUGGGAAAGGACGUGGGCGCAAGUCAACGGCGGGCAGUGCGGCAGCUAAGGCAGGAGCGAUAGCUGGUGCAGCAGCUGCAUCAGCUGCAGCUUAUGCUGCUUAUGGCUACAGCGUUUCUAAAGUAGGCCUCUCUGCGUCCAGCCCCCUGCAGCCUUCCCUAGGCAGGUCUGGCACCAGUCCUGCCUUCAACCCCAGCAGGAGCUCCUCUCCCCAGGCCAAAGGAGGCACCUCCACCCCCAGCCCCCACAGACAGCUGACCCACAGCCACCACCACAGCAGCCACGGUGCAGUCCGGAAGGGCAAAGGCCCUGGUGGUCCUGGGGCUCGAUGAUGCGCUCAUACACACUGUACACACAUGAACGCCUGCACACACACUGACAGAUGACCUACUCUCACUGUGAUCGGGACAGAUGCCCUACACCUAAACUCAUAAACAGCGACCAUGGUAUCUUAACUGAGGCUCACUACCUGGAGGACAACACUCUGCCUGCUGCCUCAGCAACUAGAUGGACCCUCUUCACACACACACCACAGUCAUCUGAAAGUACAAUCCCUACCAGCUUCCACGUUUCCUGUCAGUUUUAUUUGAAUGUGUCCAGGUCAGUGGAAAAAAUAUCUGCCUUGAGUAUUUUUAUUUGCAUUUUGGCAAAUUUGUCUAAGUGCUUUUUUGGGAAGACAAACUUUUCUAUUUGUGACAGAAAACAUUUUUGAUUUGCUACCUAGCAGUGAUGUUACAACAAAGACGUGAUCGAACACGUGUAGCUUAAAGGGCUUUGAAAUCCCUGUGUUUGCCAGGGUAGUGAGGCACCAUCGUUUCUGUCAGAUGCACUGAGCCAUGUCUUCCGUUUUUGGUGUUAGUGAUUCUCAUUCUCGUAUGUUAGGUUAUUUAAUUGUUCUAUAGAGAUGCUCAGUGCUGACUGGUGGAUGAUUCUGCCAUUCACAAGAGCUUAAUGUGAACCUACACCUUACCUACACACACUUUACCAAACCAUAUCUCUACAGCUUUUCUACUAAAGCUCUUAUUUUUGUAAUAAAAGAUGCAAGUACCCAAACCAACGUGGCAAAUUGUGUCCAUAAAAUAUAUUCCACUAUGGAUAGAAAUGAAAAAAUUCUAUAUUUUUUGCCCAGUGCGAAAAUGAAUGAAUGGAUAGUGUAAAAAUUAUAUUCCAAAAUGAGUGAUACUGGUUGACACAGUAAUGCUGCUAACGGUAAAUCUAAGAAUUCACUCCAAUUAGUUGGUCAUCUAAUAUUUAAUUUAUUUGAGUUAUUUUAAAAAUGGGCAAUUUAUGAUAAUUGCGACUGGGAUAUUCACCUGUAAAGCCGUGUAAAUUGUAUUAAAGUCAGUUUUAUUUUUCACAAAUAGUUUUUUUGUGAAGAGUAGUCUGUGGUUCUGUUUGAUGUCCUAGAAAGGAAAGGUUUGUGUAAGUGUCCUAAGUUGAGCACUACAUUUGUUAUAGGUUUGUUUUGUGUCAAUAGUCUGAUUAAAAUCUGAUGUUCUAUAUUGAUGUAUAUAAUGAUGAGAGCAACUUUUCCACUGACUUUUCCCUCAUUUGCCUGUCUAUUUUUCUAGGCCAUGUGUACAUAUGACAAAAAUACAUCAACCAUUUUACCAACAGGAAGAGCCGAGUGAAAAUAAAAGUGCGCUAAAUCGGCAUUUCUGCUUUUUUUUUUU